AUGGCAGACAUGGACACCGACUCGGAAGAGGCAAUGACAAAGGAGGAGCUCCAAGCCGAGGAGCCGCCGCCGCCGCCGCCGCCGCCCGCAGGAAAUGCAGCAUCAUCAUCAGCCUCAGCACCAGCACAGCAGAAUGCCUUCGCCGUGCUCAUGGGCCCCAAACCCAAGAAACCUCCACCCAAACCCAAGACGCCGCGCAUGUCGCACCCCAACCCGUUCAAGGACCGCAUGGCGCUGGGCGCGUACCUCUCUGACCCGGCGUCCUUCCCCGCCUCGUCGCCCGUCAUCUACCACAACGCGGACUUCGUGGCCCUGCGCGACAAGUUCCCCAAGGCGACGGUGCACGCGCUGCUGCUGCCGCGCUCGCCCGCCGUCAACCUCCUGCACCCGUUUGACGCGCUCGCGGACCCGACGUUCCUGCGCGAGGUGCAGGAAGAGGUGGCGCGCCUGCGGAAACUGGUCGCGGGGGAGCUGCGGCGGAGGUUGGGCAGGUUUAGCAGGGCGGAUAAGGCGCGCGAGGCGGUCCUCAACGGGGAGGUGGAUGUGACCCCGGCGGCGGGUGGUGGUGGGGCCGGUGGUGGUGAUGGCGGAGAUGGAGGAGGAGGAGGAGGAGGAGGAGGAGGUAGAGCAGCAGGAGGAGGGGGAGGAGCAGAGACGGAGCUCCCGCAGGGCCGCGACUGGGAGGCCGAGGUACUCGUGGGCGUGCACGCCGUGCCGAGCAUGCGGCACCUGCACAUCCACGUGCUGUCGCGCGACAUGCACUCGCCCGCGCUCAAGCACCGCAAGCACUACAACUCGUUCAACACGCCCUUCCUCGUCGACGUGGCCGACUUGCCGCUGGCCGAGGGCGACCCGCGCCGCGACCCCAAGGAGGCGGCGUUCCUGCGCCGUGACCUCGUGUGCUGGCGCUGCGGGCGCAACUACAAGAACCACUUCAAGGAGCUCAAGGAGCACCUCGAGGAGGAGUUUGAGGCGUGGAAGAAGGAGUGA
Purpureocillium lilacinum is the source of this 990-nucleotide messenger RNA. RefSeq lists its product as uncharacterized. Lineage: Eukaryota; Fungi; Ascomycota; Sordariomycetes; Hypocreales; Ophiocordycipitaceae. Gene Ontology annotation, molecular function: DNA 5'-adenosine monophosphate hydrolase activity; mismatched DNA binding; single-stranded DNA binding. The record is from RefSeq and is a predicted model, not a curated record. Gene Ontology annotation, biological process: single strand break repair. Gene Ontology annotation, cellular component: nucleus.